AUGCGUUACGCCCCCCUGCUCUCCAUUCUUAGCUGCGCCUUCUUGCAUGCCAGCCACGCAUUCGAGUUUACUGGUCCUGACUCUUCGGAAAAACUUGAUCUCACUAAGCCUAUAACAAUCACGUGGGAUGCCAACAACGGACCAUUCGUGGAACCAAAGGCACGCGCACUCGAUCUCUGGUUCUCUGUCCGUACCAGUGAUGAUAGCGGUGGGCUCAGCUGGGAAUUUGCAACCAACCUUUCGCUCUCGUCGGGCUCGUAUAAAUGGAAACCAGAUGGGGUCGUCAAAAGCAUAAACGAUACAGGCGCCUCGAUCUCUCCGGCCGUGGUGCAUAGCUUUGAGGCUAGGUUAAUGAACAAUUCUGGGAGUCAAUUGUCGGCAGUCGAGAGCGAUAAGUACGCCGUUGAAGGCUUUGACUUUAUCCGAAAUAGUGCUAGAAAGGGAGCACAGGCCGGGUUCUAUACAGCUGCUGUAGCUCUUAGUAUCGCAGGAUUGGUGCUUCUGUGA
Molecule: messenger RNA, 507 nt
Organism: Fusarium subglutinans
Lineage: Eukaryota; Fungi; Ascomycota; Sordariomycetes; Hypocreales; Nectriaceae
Exons: 1
Coding region: 1-507 (168 amino acids)
Source: RefSeq, a predicted model, not a curated record